GUUAUUGUCCUUGAAUAACCUGUUAAAUGUCAAAAUUGAAAGUGACGAGUGUUUUGUAUACUGAGGAAAAGUACGUAUUAUGAACGAUGAAAAUAUGGAGUUUGAAAAGGAAAAUUUCUCGGAUAGUGACAUGUUAAAAGAAAAGCAGGAGCGUGAAGAAUACUUGGAGAAACUACGAAAAUGGUUAGACGAUGUUAGGUUAUGGCGUUACAAUGUUAGUUCGAGUUUCCCGUGGAGUUUCGAAGACUAUUUGAGGCAGAAUUUUAAUCAGUCUCCCAAUAUAUUUUUCCCGAAUCCAGCGAAUGUCAAUCAAGGAACCAAUCAGUUCGCUCUGCAACAGCGGCUUCUGUUUUUAAACCGAAAUUUUCAAAAUACCUUUUUUCAAGCAGGCCAACCCACGCAAAACAAUCAAGCCCCACAAACCUAUGAAUUUAUUAUACCCCCUUUGUGGAAACGAGCCGCAGCUGAGUUAAUAGAUUUCCUGCUGUUGCUAUUAUUCAAAGUUGCACUCACUUUUCUCCUAUUGGAAAGUUUCGACGUUAUAGACAUGGGGUUUUAUGGUUUGGAGUUGUUCCAAAAAAAUUUGGAAAAUUCAGAAGGGACUGUGCCCAUGGCAGUCGAGUUACUUACAUUGGAAUUGCUGCAUCGUGUUAUAGUUUGUUUAUACGAGGCAUAUUUUUUGAAAGGAAAACUAUGCGCGACGCCAGGAAAAAGGUAUAUGGGACUUAUGGUGAUAACAGUAGAAGCGAUUACAUCCGUACCGGGCAGACCGUUCGAAACAGUAUCUGUAACGAGAGCGAAACCUCUAGGAUGGCGUCAGUCUUUUACCCGAGCUACCUUAAAAAACCUCUUUGUGGGUCUAUUUUUACCACUGUGUAUUGCAUUUUAUAUAUUUCCCCACAAUCGGACCAGCUACGAUAUGAUGUCCAAGAGUUUGGUGGUGGAAUACCACCAAGAAUUUAUGCUCUACCAUUCCAACGUGUAAUUAUCUAAAUAUUUAUUAUGUAAAGGCCAAGAAAUAAAU
Messenger RNA from Phyllotreta striolata, 1024 nucleotides. The record is from the annotation of a GenBank genome assembly. Lineage: Eukaryota; Metazoa; Arthropoda; Insecta; Coleoptera; Chrysomelidae.